Molecule: messenger RNA, 1460 nt
Organism: Phragmites australis (common reed)
Lineage: Eukaryota; Viridiplantae; Streptophyta; Magnoliopsida; Poales; Poaceae
Exons: 9
Coding region: 220-1044 (274 amino acids)
Biological process (GO): lipid homeostasis
Cellular component (GO): endoplasmic reticulum; membrane
Source: RefSeq, a predicted model, not a curated record
UUCCACUCGUUCCCUUCUCCAUUUCGUCUCGCAAGAGUCGCAAGUCGAAACAGGCGAGGCGAGAACUCGUCGUGGAAGCUAGCCGGCUCCGAUCCCAACCCGACCCGACCCACCCCCUCCCGAUUGCUUUGCACCAACGCAAGCGCGCUCCCCUCCGCCCCGCCCUGCCUGCCUGCCGUAACCGUGCCGCGCAAGGUUGUUGGGUUUAUACAUCAGGUGAUGGACCUGUCCACCACUUCAGUAAUGGCAGCUAAGGCCUACAAGUACAAAGCAGAAUCACUUGUUAAGGACUACCUUCUUGCAGAUUCUUAUGUUUCAUACACUGCUGUACUUGGUGGGAUCCUGAUGUGCAAGAUGGUCUAUGACAUCACACACUUAAUCAGCUCAUUCUACUACAAGGGUUAUGGUUCACUCACAAAAAUCCAAAAGCUUGAGUGGAACAACAGGGGCAUGUCAACUGUCCAUGCAAUAUUCAUCACAGUCAUGUCAGUGUACCUGGUAUUCUUCUCCAACCUAUUCUCUGAUCAGCUGGAUGGACCAGUCACUUUUCGGAGUUCAAACCUGUCCAAUUUUACUCUGGGGGUUUCUGUUGGGUACUUCAUCACUGACCUUGGUAUGAUAUGCUGGGCUUAUCCUUCCCUUGGUGGAAUGGAGUAUGUUCUUCACCAUAUGCUGUCACUUAUGUCUAUAGCCUAUGCUAUGUAUUCUGGGGAAGGACAAUUGUACACGUACAUGGUUCUCAUCUCUGAGACAACCACACCUGGAAUCAACCUCCGAUGGUUCCUUGAUACUGCUGGAAUGAAAAGAUCCAAAGCCUAUCUUCUCAAUGGUGUUACAAUGUUUGUUGCAUGGCUGGUGGCACGGAUAAUUUUGUUCGCCUACUUGUUUUACCACAUCUACAUCUACUAUGAUCAGGUCAAGCAGAUGCAUACCUUUAGCUGCAUUCUGAUAUUUGCUGUGCCCACAAUACUACUUGUCAUGAAUACAAUGUGGUUUGCCAAGAUCUUGAGAGGCCUUAAAAAGACCUUAGCCAAGAGGCAGUGAAGAGAAGAAUGGUAGCUGCAAAGCUCAUGGACAUCUACAGUCAUCCCGUCGUACAGUGACUUCACAUUAACAUACACUUCCCGAGUAAAGCCGUUAGUGCAGCUCCUAGCACAAGCUAAAGCCCUUGUACAUGAUUCAGAAAUACGCUCAACGCAGCCCAAAAUUUUCCCUGGAUAUUCUACCCUGUACAUAUGCACCUCUGGUUAUGGCUGAGGAUUAUUUUUCUGUGGAUUAUAUGCUUCGCCGUCUCAAAAAUUUAGGUAGUGAUCAUCAAAUAGACCUAGAAAGGCUGAAACUCUUACAAGUUUAAUCUGCAGCUCUUAUUGUUCUUACUGCAGAAUUGUAGUGAGUAAAUUCACUAUCGCUUCAAGUAAAGUUGGCUGGUAAUGGUAGUUCAGCAUUUUUGAACUCUUCAA